Molecule: messenger RNA, 132 nt
Organism: Kuraishia capsulata CBS 1993
Lineage: Eukaryota; Fungi; Ascomycota; Pichiomycetes; Pichiales; Pichiaceae
Exons: 1
Coding region: 1-132 (43 amino acids)
Source: RefSeq, a predicted model, not a curated record
AUGGUUCACUUGUCGUAUCCAGUACUAAAUACGAGAAUUUUCCUCGCUCAAAAUCAUGACUUCCUUAAUUGUCCCGUACUGAAAAUGCUCCUUCAAAAUGCUCGUUCCAACCGGGCCAUAACAUUUUUGUAG